This is a messenger RNA of Sceloporus undulatus (fence lizard), 2730 nucleotides long. It is a transcript of the gene TTYH3, whose product is annotated as tweety family member 3. The coding region runs from base 201 to 1802 and encodes 533 amino acids. The transcript has 14 exons. NCBI's taxonomy places the organism in Eukaryota, Metazoa, Chordata, Lepidosauria, Squamata, Phrynosomatidae. Gene Ontology annotation, cellular component: plasma membrane. Gene Ontology annotation, molecular function: volume-sensitive chloride channel activity; intracellularly calcium-gated chloride channel activity. The record is from RefSeq and is a predicted model, not a curated record.
GCGCCAUUGAGCCGAAGAGGAGGCGGAGGAGGAGAAGGCGAACAAAGAGAGCGGGAGCCGGUGGGAGGAAGGGGCUUCUUCGGAGGGCCAUGCUUCCCGGGAGCAGGAGCAGGAGAAGGAGGCCGCCCCGCAGCAGGGGCCGCUUCCCUGGGAAGGCCGGCUGAAGGAGGAGGAGAAGAAGGAGAAGCAGGGCGGCUGGGAUGGCUUCGUCGUCGUCGGCGCCGGGUCCCUCUUCGGGGCUGAGCUACUCCCCUCCCUGGUGGGUCAGCCUCCUCCACCGCCUGCCCCACUUCGACCUCCGCUGGGAGGCUGUCGAUGACCAGUUCAGGCCCCAAGACACCAACUACCAGCAGGCCCUGUUGUUAUUGGGCGGCGUUGCCCUCUCCUGCCUUGCUCUGGAUCUCCUCUUCCUCCUUUUUUAUUCCUUCUGGUUGUGUUGUCGCCACCGGAAAAGUGAAGAGUUGAAUGCGGAUUGUUGUUGUACAGCCUGGUGUGUCAUCAUUGCAACUCUAGUAUGCAGUGCUGGCAUUGCUGUUGGCUUCUAUGGAAAUGGGGAGACCAGUGAUGGCAUUCAUCGGCUGACAUAUUCCUUACGACAUGCCAAUCGCACGGUUGCCGGGGUCCAAGACAGGGUGUAUGACACUGCGGUUGCUCUGAACAAAACAGCAGAGCCUUACUUGGGGGACCUUGAGGUAAUGUUCGCCAAGCAGACAGAUUACCUACAUGUGGUCCAAAAACUCCAGGGACUCUUGGAUGAGCUGGUGAGGCAGACAACAGAAAUUCCUUUCUGGAAGAAUGAUGAGGUCUCAUUAGAAGAUCUGGCCGUUCGCAUUGAUCUGUAUGACUGGUACAGAUGGCUAGGAUACCUGGGCCUGCUCAUGUUCCACGUCUUGAUCUGUUUGCUGGUGCUGUUUGGACUAAUUAGAAACUCAAAGGGCAUUCUUAUAGGAGUUUGUCUUCUAGGGGUUCUUGCCCUUGUUGUGAGCUGGGCUUCCCUGGGUCUGGAGCUAGCUGUUGCUGUGGGUUCCAGUGAUUUUUGUGUUAACCCUGAUGCCUACAUCUCCAAAGUGGCAGAGGAUAAUGCAGUGCUCACUACUGAUACUCUGAAUUAUUAUCUUGCUUGCAGUGCUGGCUACCCAAAUCCCUUUCAGCAGAAGCUAUCAGGAAGCCACAAAGCCCUGGUUGAAAUGCAGGAUGAAGUGCUGGAGCUCAUGAAAUCUGCAGUCAAGGAAUACCCCACUUCUAAGGAGUAUCUUAAUCGUGUCCAGGAAGUUCUGAACUCCACAGAAAUCAACCUGCAGCAUCUCACUGCCUUGGUGGACUGUCGGAGUCUACAUUUGGACUACGUCCAAGCUCUGACGGGCUUCUGCUAUGAUGGUGUGGAAGGGCUUAUAUACUUGGUUCUCUUCUCCUUUGUCACAGCCCUCAUGUUCAGCUCCAUCGUGUGCAGUGUUCCACAUACCUGGCAGCAGAAAAGGAACUCAGAUGAAGAUGGAGAGGAUGAAUCUACAGCUCAAGGGAACAGGCAAACACAUGACAACUUGUACAGAGUUCACAUGCCUAGCCUUUAUAGCUGCGGGAGCAGUUAUGGCAGCGAGACCAGCAUUCCAGCAGCAGCACAUACAGUCAGUAAUGCUCCUGUCACAGAGUACAUGAGCCAGAAUGCAAACUUCCAGAAUCCCCGCUGUGAGAAUACGCCUUUGAUUGGCCGGGAAUCUCCACCUCCCUCUUACACCUCCAGCAUGAGAGCCAAAUACCUCGCCACCAACCAGCCUCGGCCGGACUCGGGCAGCGUGCAUUAAAAACUCAGACGUGUUUAAGCGAAACAAAACAAAAAUGGAAGAAAAUGUGCCAACUGCUGCCAUCCUGCAAUGUCCUCGCAGAUCAGCCCUGCUUUCCCUGCCCUGAAUCCAGCUCAGUUGUUUUUCCAGCUUCUCUUCCCCUCUGGCCUGGUACACAUCUGCUUGGGGCCACCCUUGAUGGAAGCUUACUACAGAUCAUCUCUGCUUACUUGCACCUGUGUGUGUGUGGAGAAAGAGAGAGAGAGAAACGAAUACGCAUGCAUGCACACACAUGCAAGAGAUUCACCCGUUCUUCUGUGUUGCCCCAUUGUGUAUGGAACCGGCUCUUGUGGACAGCUAGUCAGGAAAUUGCAAUCUGUUUCUUCUCUCCUCCUCGGGAUUCUCUUUCCAAUCCAUAGAGGAUAAAAAUGACCUGGUGAGUCAGUCACACGGAAGUGCUGUGGAUAUUGCUAAUCUAAGGAAGCCAUCUUUAAUGCGCACACUGUCAUGAAGCUCAAAAUGCUCCUGACUGUUUCUGCACCUCUCUCUGUGCUACUCUUGAAAAGUCUUUUUGCCAGCCUUGGUAAAUUUCCUACCUGGAAUCUGGGAAGCCAUUUGUUCCUUCCAUUUGAGAAUGUGAAGGCCUGCUGAUCCAAUCUUCCUCUUCUGUAGCUAUUGGAUACCUCCAAUACAACAUUACUUCUUUCUUUUUGCACCUGGGUCUAAACUCCUGGGGAGAAUGCGAAGGCUUCCUGUACCAGCUACUCUACAUGUUUGUGUGUGUAUGAACCAACCAAACACACACAUCCACUGGUUGCACUAUACCUGCCUUUUGUGCUAUACUAGCCAAGCUGUCAGCAGACAUCCUUUGAGAUACAGUCUUGAAACUGGAACCAGCAAUUUUUUUCUGGUGCCAAGAUAUUUUGUGGGGUGGCAAGAGAGAGAGAGA